Staurois parvus is the source of this 765-nucleotide messenger RNA. NCBI's taxonomy places the organism in Eukaryota, Metazoa, Chordata, Amphibia, Anura, Ranidae. The record is from the annotation of a GenBank genome assembly.
AUGGAAAAUGACCCAGAGUUGGACCAGGCGAUUUGCAAUGCUCUUUCCCUACAAGAUGACUAUCCUGACCUUUAUCUGCCUCCGCGUACUCAUGAUAAGUCAUUGGGCAGCCCUGGGACUUUUCCUUCAGAUGUGGAAACACAACUGCCUUUGAAGAACCCAAACAUCCUUCAGGACACCCUAGUAGAACUUUAUUCAGUUCUCGGGAUACCACAAGAAACCCCGAAAAGUAGCACAACUGUUACUGUCAAGCAGGAGGAACCCGCACCAACCACAUGCAUCCAGGAUCAGCUUCAUUUCACGGGUCAAAGCACAGCUGGGCUCAAAAGGCCUUUCCCUGCAGAGGAACUAAAAAGCCCUAAGAUGCUCAGAAGUGACGUAGAAGAUCAGCUUCCUUCAACUUCAAGUCAGAAGUCUAGAAAAAGAACAUUAUACAAUAAACAACAGACCCUCUUUCUUCAAAAACAGUUUAACCUCAAUCCCUACCCAGACUAUGUGAGCCGAUGCUGCUUCUCACAGAUAACCGGGAUACCAGAACCCAGAAUACAGGUCUGGUUUCAAAACAGAAGAGCAAGACACCUGAUGAAAUCUCCCGAUUCUCAGGAAACUGAAAAUGCCGUAGUGGUGGGAAGAAAGCCAACCCUCGUUUGUGGAGGAGCUCCGAGCCCAAAAGCAUGCAAAAAAACAGCUAAGAGAUUCCACACAAGACCUUUCACACCCAGAAGAAGAAACAUGAAGAUCAAAGCUUGGGUCUAUUUAUAUUAA